Messenger RNA from Cadophora gregata, 1878 nucleotides. RefSeq lists its product as uncharacterized. Bases 1 to 1878 code for a protein of 625 amino acids. NCBI's taxonomy places the organism in Eukaryota, Fungi, Ascomycota, Leotiomycetes, Helotiales, Ploettnerulaceae. The record is from RefSeq and is a predicted model, not a curated record. The transcript is spliced from 3 exons.
AUGUCACUAAACGAGACAACUCUGAACGCUUUGAUGCCAGGUACCCUGUCUGAUCUUCCUCUAGUUCAGACUCUGGAUACCAAGCACACGCAAGAAUGGGCACCAUACCGAGUACUUGAAAAACGAAAUGACGAGAUUCGAUGCCUCCAUCUCAUUCCUGGAGCCUUUGAAGAUGAACUCAGAUGCGAUUUAUCGAAGGUGUCCCUCCGAGACAACCCGCAGUAUGAAGCUCUUUCGUAUACCUGGGGACUGGGUAAUCUGUCAAAACGACCCCUGUAUGUGGAUGGUGUCCGAUUCGAAAUCACCUCAAACUUGGAAACCGCACUUCGACACUUGCAAUAUAAGCAAGAUAUUCGAAUUCUGUGGGUUGAUGCUAUUUGUAUUAACCAAAAAGAUGUGGAUGAGCGGGGUUCUCAAGUGUCACAGAUGGGCCUCAUCUAUAGUACAGCUCAGAAGACCGUCAUUUACCUGGGAAAUGCAGACGAGGAAUGUAAAACUGCCUUGGAUCUUCUUGUGACUUUUUCGAAGGACAAGCAUUUUACUGAGAUUCCUAUUUGGAAGGACCAGGCGAAGACACAGCUUGACUUAGUGAAGCUGAGGUCUCUUGAAAAGCUUUGGAGCCAUCAGUGGUGGAGUCGGAUCUGGGUAGUGCAAGAGGUCUGUCUCGCUCGAAAGAUAUGCUGCCUUGAGCGCAUUGCUCCCUCAGAUAUGGUAGAAGCCAACAAGAUUCUUGCAGAUCACAAUCAUGUUACGGAGAAUCAAAACACCGAUCGUAUCAACAUACAACAUGAAAAGGUCCCAAAUGUCUUACUUCUAUUGAAAACCUAUCGAGAGCGCGAAGCCAUCGAUCCGAGGGAUAAGGUAUAUGGAAUAUUAGGUAUGGCAUUCAAUUCUGCAGAGGUGGAGAUUGUGGCCGACUACUCCAUCAGCUGGCAAGAAUUAUAUACAAGGACCAUCGUGCAGCUUGUACAAUCUUAUCAGCAAACCGACCUUCUAUCAACUCAAUCUCUGGGCUUGAGUCUCGCGAAUAUGGAUGUCGGUCUUCCGUCAUGGGUCCCAAACUGGAGCAUUUCCCAGUACAAGACUUCUCAGACUUGCUCUCACUACUGGCAUUCAAGACACCUACUGCACUAUCGCGCCGGCUCCGGAAUUCCAUUUUUGGUUAUGAGGAUACCGGAGACCAAUUUCAUUUGCGUCAAUGGCAUAUUUUUGGAUGAAAUCGCAGAAGUUAGCGAGGUUUUAUUACCCGAGGGCCCAGACGAUGAAGAUAUACCGGCUCUGAGAAACACCUUUCAAAACUGGGAGGAAAAACUGGCAGAAAACAUGCGAGACAGCAAAAAAUACAUUACUGGAGGCACUUGGCAAGAAGCUUUCUGGAAGACUGUUGCGGCUGAUUUGAUUGCUUUCAUCCAUAGCGAGAUACGAAAAGGCGACAAUAAACAGCCUGGUCAUACAGUUGAAGAAAUGGCACUGCGCUUCUUCCUCCUGAUACGGUAUACAUUCGGAAUUAAAUCCUCACUACGAUGGCCUGAACCCUACCGCGAGCAUGGACGCAGUGUUUUGGAAAGUGCUGUUCAGCACAACUGGGAUGGAAUCAAGAGGGUGAAACACAUGCAUUCUGCCAUUGAGAACAGGAUAUUCUGCUUGACCAAGUCGGGCUGCUUCGGGACUGUACCGAAAGAAACCCAGCUUGGGGAUUCUGUCCACAUAGUGGGCGCGGCAAGCACACCAUUUGUAUUGAGGAAAGGAAAUAUACAAGUCAAAGGGAGAAAUAAGUUAGGAGAUAGGAUUGUAGGUGACGCACAUUUCCAUGGUGUUAUGGACGGGGAAGCCAGUCGGGGUAAAACUCCCUACAUUUUGAAGUAUUUAUUAUACUGA